AUGGCCCGAGCGGAAGUUAAAAAGGAAGGUGAUGAUUAUGACAUUCCAAAUGAAGCAGAUGACAUUCGUUUGAUGAAUGAAAGUCGGGUGGAACCUUAUCAUGGUUGCGAAGCUGGUCCGAGCAAUGAAAAAACAACCAACAUGAACGUUGAAGAUGGCGGAGCCGAUGUGAAAAAAGAAAUGGUUGACGAUGCUCAUGGCAAUGUCAUGGUUGGUGAUGUUGAACGUGCUAUUCUGGAACAGAAAUUUGAUUCGAUCAAAGAUGGAGAAGCUUUCUACAAUGCGUAUGCUAAAGCCAAGGGAUUUAGUAUACGGAAAUCCAUAUUUAACACAAAUAAAGAGGGAAAGGUCGUUAGUAGGUUGUGGUUGUGUUCAAGGGAAGGUCAGAGAUUACUAAUAUACUUGGACCGUGUUGCUGAGAAGAGUAGAGCUCCCAAGGCACUAACAAGAGUAGGUUGCAAAGCCCAAUUUCGCAUACGGUACGAUGCAGAUGCUGGUGAAGGGGGAAAGUAUGUUGUGACUCACUUCGUCGCAGACCACAACCAUGAAUUGGCGGAACAACACUGUGUGAUGUAUCUGAGGUCACAUCGCAGUUUAAACAGCGCUGACAAAGCUCAAGCAAUGGCUAUGCGCAACAUCGGUGUGAAGACUAGCCAAAUCAUGGAUUAUAUGAUAAAUCAAUCCGGGUCUUAUGAGAAUGUUGGUUUCGUCCGUACGGAUCUGCACAACCAUAUUCAAGCCGAACGUAGAGCAGAAGUUGAGGAUGGUGAUGCGCAGGAUUCGAAAUCGCGGGCCGACUACGCAAAGUUUGGUGAUGUGUUGAUAUUUGACUCAACUUACAGAACCAGUGCAUACAAGAAGCCUUUUGUCAUGUUCGCUGGUAUGACUAGCCACUUUAGGACCACGAUAUUUGCAUGUGUUUUGCUAGCUAAUGAGACAAUUGAGACAUACACAUGGGUUUUGGAAACAUUUAUGGAGGCGAUGGGCAAUAAAGCACCUGUGUCCGUACUGACAGAUGGGGAUAAGGCGAUGCGAGAGGCAAUCAGAAGAUGCAUGGACAUGGAAACGGAUGAGACAAAGUUUGAGCAUGGCUGGACGACAAUGGUCGAAAAAUUUGGACUUCAAACCAACAGUUGGGUGUUGGAGACAUAUGAGAAUCGUCAUAUGUGGGCUGAGGCAUAUAUGCGUGGACAUUUCUUUGCUGGGAUGAAGAGCACUCAGCACUCGGAGUGUAUGAAUGCUUAUUUCAAUCCCUUCCUCCAACACAAAUUAAAGCUAUAUGAAUUUGUUAGGCACUAUGAUCGGGCUCUUGCAAGGAUAAGGUAUAACGAGGCUAGAGAUGAUGCUUGUGGGGGCCGAAUAAUGGAAAGAUCAGAUGGUAUGUAUCUUUGGAAGACUGAUAUUAAUCGGCUAUAUCCUACGACAGCGGGGAGUCGAAUAGAAUAUAUGUGCCGAAUAAAGUAUAAGUACUUAAGGCCGAAUAAAGGAAAGGACAAUGAUUAA
This is a messenger RNA of Camellia sinensis, 1503 nucleotides long. The record is from RefSeq and is a predicted model, not a curated record. Lineage: Eukaryota; Viridiplantae; Streptophyta; Magnoliopsida; Ericales; Theaceae.